GACUACAAAUGGCCGCGCGCGGUGGCCGCCGGCCAGUCAGCGGCUUCGAAGAAGGGCGGCCGCGGGCUACGGCGGCCGGCAGGGGGCGGCAGCGGCCGUUGCCCAGGGUGCGGAGGCGGGGUCGGGGGCCUGGAGGACUGUGAGCCCGGCSGGCCACGACUGGUGCGGGCUGAGGCCAUGGGCGACCGAGGCGGCACGGUCAGCUCCCGGCGCCGGAGGACCAGUUCGCGGCCCUCGGGCCAGGGUGGCGGCGGGCCGGUGGGAGCGGAAGAGGAGGUGCGGGACGGGGCUCCGGGCCCCGACGUGGGCGCUGGGGGUGACGCGCCGGCUCCAGCCGCCGCCUCGGACAAGGACGGAGACUCUAACGUGGGCAGUGGACACUGGGAGCUGAGGUGCCAUCGCCUGCAGGAUUCUUUGUUCAGCUCUGACAGUGGCUUCAGCAACUACAGAGGCAUCCUGAAUUGGUGUGUGGUAAUGCUGAUCCUGAGCAAUGCACGAUUAUUUUUAGAGAACCUCAUCAAGUAUGGCAUCUUGGUGGAUCCUAUCCAGGUGGUGUCUCUGUUCUUGAAGGACCCCUACAGCUGGCCUGCCCCAUGUCUGGUUAUUGUGGCCAACGUCUUUGCUGUGGCUGCAUUCCAGGUUGAGAAGCGCCUGGCUGUGGGCACCCUGACRGAACAGGCAGGGUUGCUGCUGCAUGUUGCCAACCUGGCCACCAUCCUUUGCUUCCCAGCAGCAGUGGCCUUACUGGUUGAGUCCAUCACUCCAGUGGGCUCUGUGCUGGCUCUGGCAGCAUACACCAUCCUCUUCCUCAAGCUCUUCUCCUAUCGGGACGUCAACCUGUGGUGCCGCCAGCGUAGAGCCAGGGCUAAGACUGUCUCUGCAGGGAAGAAGGCCAGUGGGGCCUCUGCCCAGCGCACGGUGAGCUACCCGGACAACCUGACCUACCGUGAUCUCUACUAUUUUAUUUUUGCUCCUACCCUGUGUUAUGAACUCAACUUCCCUCGCUCCCCCCGAAUUCGAAAACGCUUUCUGUUGCGGAGGCUCCUUGAAAUGCUGUUCUUUACCCAGCUCCAGGUGGGGCUGAUCCAGCAGUGGAUGGUCCCCACCAUCCAGAAUUCCAUGAAGCCCUUCAAGGAUAUGGACUACUCUCGAAUCAUUGAGCGCCUCCUGAAGCUCGCCGUCCCAAAUCACCUCAUCUGGCUCAUCUUCUUCUACUGGCUCUUCCACUCCUGCCUGAAUGCUGUGGCGGAACUCAUGCAGUUUGGAGACCGGGAGUUCUACCGGGACUGGUGGAACUCUGAGUCUGUCACCUACUUCUGGCAGAACUGGAACAUCCCCGUGCACAAGUGGUGCAACAGGCACUUCUACAAGCCCAUGCUACGCCGGGGUAGCAGUAGGUGGGUGGCCAGGACAGGGGUGUUCCUGGCCUCAGCCUUCUUCCACGAGUACCUCGUAAGCAUCCCSCUGCGAAUGUUCCGCCUCUGGGCGUUUACAGCCAUGAUGGCUCAGAUCCCAUUGGCCUGGAUUGUGGGCCGCUUCUUCCAAGGCAACUAUGGAAACGCAGCUGUGUGGCUGACACUCAUCAUUGGGCAACCAGUKGCGGUGCUCAUGUAUGUCCAUGACUACUACGUGCUCAACUAUGAGGCUCCCACAGCAGGGGCCUGAACUGCCCAGGCUUGACUGCCCACAGCCAGGACAGCCAGCCCUCCCUGCCUGUUCAAGCCUGGGGGGAACCUGGCUGCUGAGCCUUCCUCCUCCUGCCCCAGGAAGUGUCUCUGCCCCUAUGGGGCUCCCUCCUGCUCCCCUUAGGGAUGGCAACAAUUAGAGUCUAGCCCACCUGGCAGGAGCCAGUGCCUUCUUUGGGAGUCUGUGCUGACUUGGGGAAGAGGGUGCCAAUAAAGUGCUGUCUAGAGUGACUCCCCUCAGCCUCCUGGGGGGCUAGUGGGAGGGAUGGUCCAGCACCAAUUCUGUGGGAGCAGGAACUCCAGGGGUUCAAGGCCCGUUUCUGGUCCUCAGGCAACCAGAUGAGGCUCUGGUGCUCUGUGGGGAGUCUCUGGGUCCUGAUGUCCCACUCCAUUCCAGCUGGCAGUCUUUCUCCUUGUGUGCCUACAACCUCCUGGGGUGUUUGGGCAAGGCCACUUAGCUGUAUCAGGAUAGGAGACAGCAACCCAGUUUCAGCUUAAGGUAGUGAGGUUCAGGGGUAACYGGGCAGAUCCACUGCUUAGGAAAACACAGCUAAGGUCACACUUCCUGACCCAGCCCUACCAAGCUGAUCUUAUGUGGGGCUAGGGCUCAGUGCUCCAUAGGCCCCAGUGCACAACUAGCUUGCUUGGUUAAUCAGAGCUCAUCAUGCCCAGCCACAGCCUGGGAAGAAAGUGCUCAGAACUUUCUGGGAAUGGGGCUUAGURUGGCACAGGCCAGAGACCAGGGAGUAAAUGGUCUGCAAGUCCCUUCUGACUUGGGUCUGGUAACAGGUCUGCCAUCUUGUUAUUGCCUUCAGUAGGAAUUUAAUAAGAUACCCAGAAAUGGGGUGGUCUCUGCCCCUGAAAGCAUACUUUCCAUGGGAGGGCUGGGCCUAGGGCACCCUUUCACCUGGCAGCCUCUGAGCAUCCUCCUGUCCCCAUAACCCACUUCAUGACACUCUGGGCAUCAGGAGCUGGACUUGUGACCCUCAGAGGGAUGCCUURUCCCUAGACCCUGUUACAUAGCGAAGUGGUGCAGAGGCCACUUUAGUGGCACACAAAGGUGGGGGUCAUCCCAGAGCCUGUCUUAUCAUGGAAGGGAGGCCUUGUGUCAGUUGAAGACUGAGGCUAUAGGCCACAGCCCUCAGACCUUCGAGUCACGGUGCCCAACAAGGUGGUUGCUUGGGAAGUACCUGUGUGCCAAGAAGGGCAGGGGCGGGCGGUCCAGGCCUGUGCUGUCCCUUCUGCAUUAGCAAACUGCUGGUUAAGUGGGGGCUGCUCUGUCCUGGCUGGUUCCCCUCCCAGUGGAAGCCUACAGACGGCAUCUCUGUGGCCUCCCCAGGACAGUGACUAGUGGGUGAAAACCUGGGGGAGGUCGUUGGAGCUCUCUGGACUCUCUCACUGUAUGGGCUCCUGCACUCCCCCCAGCCCCUCAGUCAGCAGGUCCUGACCUAGGAGAUYGGGCAUGCCCCACAGCCACUUGUGAGCUUGCCUUCCCUCUUCUGCCCACACCCAUGGAAACUACUGAAACAGCAGGAGCAUGCCAUCCCUG
Urocitellus parryii (Arctic ground squirrel) is the source of this 3234-nucleotide messenger RNA. It is a transcript of the gene Dgat1, whose product is annotated as diacylglycerol O-acyltransferase 1. NCBI's taxonomy places the organism in Eukaryota, Metazoa, Chordata, Mammalia, Rodentia, Sciuridae. Gene Ontology annotation, molecular function: diacylglycerol O-acyltransferase activity. Gene Ontology annotation, cellular component: endoplasmic reticulum membrane. Gene Ontology annotation, biological process: triglyceride biosynthetic process. The record is from RefSeq and is a predicted model, not a curated record.